AUGGACUAAAACGUUGUCAGUUCUUUAAUUUGGAUUAAAAAAGGUUUCGCAAAAAAGAAUCCAAAAGAGUUUGAAUUAAAUGAAGAACAGAUAAAGCAAAUGAAAAAUGACCCUUUAGUUUAAAAAAAACUAGGAUAAGAGGAUGAGAAUAUAAGCGACGAAGAAGAAGAAAACCUUCCUGUAUUUACAUAAGAUAUAAAUAUGCUUAAAUAUGAUGAUAAUAUAGAUUAGAAUGGAGAUCCUAUAGUAAAAAAAAAAAUAUACUAUUAAAUAAAAUAAAAUAAAAAUAAGGCUUUUGAUGAAAUGUCUGACGAAGAAAAAGAAGAUUUUAAUAUAAGACCUACAGAUGCUUUAAUAGUAGCUGCAAAAAUAGUAAAAAUAAAUAAACAAAAACCGAAAAAUCGUAAAAAUAUAAAAGGAAAAAGAAUUUUCUAGUUUAGAAAUAUAUGUAUAUGAAGAAGAUAAAAAUAAUCUUUUCGUUCAUCAUGAAAUAUAACUUUCCGCGUUUCCAUUAUCUUUGGAAUGGUUAAGAGUAGCUCCUUCAUCAUUUGAACAAUAAACAUAAAUAUAAGGUAAUAGAAAAUAAAUGAUGUUUUAAAAAAAUAAAAAAAAGGAAAUUAUGCGAUUGUAGGUAGCUUUUUGCCUGAAAUUGAAAUAUGGAAUUUAGAUGUGUUAAAUGUAAUCGAACCUGAUUUUGUUUUGGGAGGAGAAAUGGAAAUUAGUAAUAAAAAAGUAAAGAAGUUUAAAAAUAAAAAAUAAUUAAAAC
This is a messenger RNA of Ichthyophthirius multifiliis, 766 nucleotides long. RefSeq lists its product as hypothetical. Lineage: Eukaryota; Ciliophora; Oligohymenophorea; Hymenostomatida. The transcript is spliced from 3 exons. The record is from RefSeq and is a predicted model, not a curated record.